Pomacea canaliculata is the source of this 7994-nucleotide messenger RNA. Its product is annotated as serine/threonine-protein kinase 3-like. Bases 96 to 1628 code for a protein of 510 amino acids. The record is from RefSeq and is a predicted model, not a curated record. NCBI's taxonomy places the organism in Eukaryota, Metazoa, Mollusca, Gastropoda, Architaenioglossa, Ampullariidae. The transcript is spliced from 13 exons. Gene Ontology annotation, biological process: intracellular signal transduction; protein tetramerization; regulation of MAPK cascade. Gene Ontology annotation, molecular function: protein serine/threonine kinase activity; ATP binding. Gene Ontology annotation, cellular component: cytoplasm.
UUUGUCAUUUCCGGAGUGUUCCGAUAACCAUUAUUGACAUUACCUGGUUCAUCUUGACAUGUUGUCUUUUGUCGUUAACUCUGAAAUUUAGCACCAUGUCGAAACAAAGGGAACUCACGAAGCUGAGCGAUGAGAACUUGGCCAAGCAACCGGAUGAAGUGUUUGAUAUUAUUUGUAAGAUAGGACGAGGUUCAUAUGGCAGCGUCUUUAAAUGUCUGCAUAAAGAGUCAGGGCAGGUUCUGGCCAUCAAGCAAGUACCAGUAGAUACAGACCUGCAAGAGAUAAUCAAGGAGAUCUCCAUCAUGCAGCAAUGUGACAGCAAAUAUAUAGUCAAGUACUAUGGUAGCUACUUCAAAAACACCGAUCUCUGGAUUGUCAUGGAGUACUGUGGAGCUGGUUCCGUGUCAGACAUCAUGAGGUUGCGCAAUAAAACGUUGAAUGAACGGGAAAUUGCCACCAUUCUAUACUAUACACUGAGAGGUCUGGAAUAUUUACAUUCUCGGAACAAGAUCCACCGGGACAUUAAAGCUGGAAACAUUCUUCUUAAUAAUGAAGGCCAUGCUAAACUGGCUGACUUUGGUGUUGCAGGACAGCUUACUGACACCAUGGCCAAGAGAAAUACUGUAAUUGGUACUCCUUACUGGAUGGCUCCAGAAGUAAUACAGGAAAUUGGCUACAACUGCGUUGCUGAUAUAUGGAGUCUGGGCAUAACAGCAUUAGAGAUGGCAGAAGGCAAACCCCCUUAUGGUGACAUUCAUCCUAUGAGGGCUAUAUUUAUGAUCCCCACAAAGCCGCCACCAUCAUUUCGGCAGCCAGACAAAUGGACUGCAGAAUUUAUUGACUUUGUCUCAAAAUGUCUUGUAAAGAACCCUGAAAACAGGGCCACUGCUGAAGAGUUGUUACAGCAUGAGUUCAUCCGGAAGUCCGAGUCAUGUGAAGUUCUUCAGGAAAUGAUUCGUGAGGCUAAGGAGAUACAGGAACUGCAAAAUAGCCACAUGACAAAUGGAGAUGAAUCGGGUGAGGAAGAUGACACUGAUGGCACCAUGGUGAAAAAAACUGAGCAGACAGACGGAACUAUGAAAGCACAGUCAGAAGCUACUUUGGUGCCAGAGGGAGGUAGUGACACUCUAGUUGUGAACAGCACAACCAGCACCCUGCAGUCAGACCUGGGAACUAUGGUCAUUAACCAGGAGGAAGAGGAGGAGGAAGAGGAAGAUGAUGGAACAAUGAAACGCCAUAGUACAGCCACAGGGGGAAAAGAAAAAUAUCGGCCAGCUUACCUUGACCAUUUUGAGAAGAAGCAAGAAGAGGAAAAAGCCCGCAUGUCCAGCCACACCCAGCCUGUGCCUUCAAAACCUGUGCCUCCUCAGCAGCCUCAGCCUCAACAGCAACACCAGCAGCCUCCUCCCAAGCAAGUCACACCACCUCAUCACUUCCAGCGGUCUUUCAUCGAAGGAGAUUUCGCCUUUUUGCACUCUCUUGACUAUAAGGAGUUGGAGCAGAGGUUGGCCGACCUUGACCCAGAAAUGGAGCGUGAGAUUGAAGAGUUACGAGCACGGUAUCAGGCCAAGCGUCAGCCAAUCUUGGAAGCUAUCGAUGCUAAAAAGAAAAGACAGCCAAACUUUUAGAAGAAAGUCAUCGUGUGAUUUUGUAAACAUUUUGUACAGCAAGAAAAGGUUAAUUGCUGAAAGUGGGAAACACUGAAAACUUGCUUCGUAUCUGAUAACAUUAUCAGUUCAUGGAAGAAGUUGCAGUCAUGUCAAUUCGUGGAUUUCUGCUAUAAGUGUCUCCUGACUUUACUACAAAGUGAUUAUUGCAUUUAUCUUUUGGCAACUGGGAGUGGUACCCUUUGGAAAAAACCACCAAACUGUUGAUUAUGUGGUGUUGGACCUCCAGUCUCUCAGUAUCCUGUAGCUACUGGAGUUGGUUGAAAUAUUGCCUUGAUAAAUCAGCUACCUGAGGGAUGGGCAGAGGGGAAGGACCAAAAAGAAUGACACAACAAAACCCUGAGAUAUCUGGAAUGAACUGAUAAUGGAAGUAGUGUUUGAUGAUGUGAGCACAUCAAUCUUCAGGAUAAACAUAAAUGUAAUUCGUCUCCAGCUUGUAUGGUCAUUUAUUGUGGUAUAGGUCUAGACAGCAUUGUAGUCCCCCCUAUCACUCCAUCAAAAGCCAGAAGAAACAAGUCGGUGAUAUAUGGGAAAAGUGCUGGGAGAUUGCUGUGGGGCUGGGAGAAUGAGUGGGUAUCAAUUAUUUAAAUGUACAGUUGCUGGAAUGUUAUAUAAAUCUGCUGAUUUGGACAUUAAGGAUAAGUGGAGCUAAUGUCCACCUACUUCUGGAACUUCCAUCUGCAUAGAUGUGCAUGUAAGUACUUUAUUCUUGGUAAUUUAAAAUUAAGGCAUGGGAACUGGGGAAAGAGGAUCCAUUACAUAAGGCAUAUCUGUUGCCUAGUGUGGGUCUAAUCAUGUUAGCCAUGAGUGACAGCCGAAUGCUACAUAAUUCCUAGGAGCAGAAACCUGUUACUGGGUUUUAAAAAAUGUGGAUGAGGAGGAUUGGCUCAUUCAGUCUCUUAAUGUUUUUCAGUCAGAUUUUUUUUUCAUAUCUGCCCCACAAACAUAAAUAAAUGUAGGUUACUUGAAAGUUGUUAACCUGGUGCAAGUUUUUCUUGGCCUUCUUACUUGUUCUUUGAUGAAACCAGGAGUGAAGAGAAUGCACAGCAGAUCACCUUGUCAGUCCAUCUGGCCAUUUCAUGGCAGUUUUUUUUGUUGUUUUUUUUUGUUUUUAGAUAAUAUCCAGUGAGCAUAUUAGUGUGGUGUGCUCAUUUAAUGGUUGUUUCUGGCUGAAACUGGUAAAAUUUCCAUUGUAAAAUACUGUCAAAGGAGUUAUUCAUUCAAAGAACAAAACAUUUAAAGAUUUUCUUGCAUCACCACUUAAUUUGAGAGCACACUUCAGCUGAUCAACACCAGUUAGUUCUGUUUUUCACACUUCCCAUGCUGUCCAACUUUUGUAGUUAUUAGAGAUUGCUCAAGUAAAAUUUUGCUCAUUAUAGCAUGGAUAUGUGUGUUUAGACUUUCAGUAACUGAGAUCUGUGUGAGAUACCAAGUCUUGUGAUUGAAUCCCCGAGUGAAACUAACUUCAGAACUAGCAUGCCUGUAGCAAAUAAUCAUAAAACACUGUGUUUUAGCUCUCAUGCAGGUAAAACAUCUUCGAUCAGGGAGCAGAAGGUAAACAGGGGGCAGUUUUAUGCUCACUUGAUUGACAAUGUGUUUACAGUUUUGUUACAGAGCUGCAAGGAAGGAGGGGGGAAACCCUGACAAAUCCAUGAAACUUAUCUGUCUUUUUUUUGCCCCCGAACAUCCAUAUUGUCCACUUUCUAUUAGUGAUAGCUCUUUGCUGUUGCAUCUUCUGAUCCCAGAUGAUGUACUGGGCAGUGUGUGCAGUCUCUUUCAGACACAGCAGUUUUCAUACCAGACUGCAGCUAUGGGUAGAUUACUUUCAGAUUGUGUAAGGUAUUUUCUAGCUGUUUCAUUUUUAUCUAUCAUUGUUUGUAACUUGCAUUGUUCAUUGCCACAUGGACUGCAUCAAAAUAAUAUUUGCUAUUCUAGCAUAAUGGAUUUGUCAAAAUAUGGUUUAGCAGCUGAAGGGGAAGAACUGCUACAUGUGGAAUUAGAUGCAGCAGGAUGAGAGUUUAGGUGCUAAAGUGUGAGUGUUUAUUGUUUAUUGCAAAUCAUAUUUAUACUGUUUUUCACAGGAGUCAACAGUCAAACCUGCCUGUGAAAAGGGUACCUUGUGUAGCACAGCAGGACUGUUUGCUUGAAGCUUUAACUCUUUACAUCUCAGUGUUUCUUGCUCAGACACUGACUUAAUGUUUUUUGACUAUACAUAUUCAUCUGAACUGCAGACAUAAAGGGCACGCUAGUGGUUCCUUACUAAAUAGAAAAAUAAGUUGAUUAUUUUGGACUAUGCUAGAAGUGGAUCUUGGCAAAAAAGAAAAAAAAAGAAAAAAAGGGAGUUUUGCAGAACCCAGGCUGUUCUAUCUUACUUUAAGAUAAGAAAUCCCUCUUGUUGAACAAAACCUUGCUACUGUUGGUGAAAAUUCAUACAAGUAUUGUCUGAGUUUUUUAAUUUUGUUUUUGUUUUUUGUGCUUUCUUCACAUUCUUAACAAGGAGACAUUUUUCUUUUGCUGACUGAAUGUAAACAAGCUGUUCCAAUUGUACAAAUUCACUUCAUCAUCUCCAUCAUAUCAUUCAUCAGUCAUCAUUGGUUUUUGUGGAACAUAGGCCUGCAUCAUUGUUGUCCAGCAUGCGGUGCUUUCAGUCUUGUAUUUGGAGCAUAGUUGACUGGGGCUUAAAGAAAAAUAUUCUAGAUAUGCAGCAUUUAUCUCAAAUGUGUAUUAAAAGCUAACUUCAUUUGCUAUAAGUGCGCGCUAUUCAUAUUGAAAAUUUGUUUAUGAUAUUGUAGAGUGUCUAUUUUUCUACACACAAAAAAAAUUGUUAAAUGAUGAUACAUAUUCAGUGACGUCCUACAGUGACUGCCAGUUUAUGGUAGUGUCCAUACUUAUUGUUCUGCCUUUCUCAGCACAGACACAGGUAUCAGAAUUCUAUUUUUCAGCAAAAAACACAUUAGCAGAAGCAGAGCAAUGUUUUUUUUUUUCCCUAAUGUCACAAAUAUCAUAGGGUAGUUUUAUUAGCUCUAACUACCUUUUAAUUUCUUGUGGGUCAGAUAAAAUUGUUGAUGCAAAACUAAAUUUUUUAGACUGUCCAUAAUUUUAGUAAGAAGUAGUACAGUCCCUUUCUCCUAGACUUGUUUCUUUUGUCUAACCAUAUUCUUGCCACACAGAAAGGAAGGACCAUUUUAACCUGUGUCAAAAAUAUUGUCAUUGAAGAUAAAUUGAAAAAUAAAUUUUAUUAGACUUUUCUAAUGCCUGGAUUGUUUAGUAUGUUCUAAGCUUUAAAAGCAGAGUUGUUGCAGGUCAUUUAUUCAUAACAAGUUGCUCAUAGGUAUGCAGAGGUGGAGACUGCCGGCUGUUUCUCAAAAUGUCUGUAGUCAUGUAUUAAGAAUGUCAAGUUUCCUAAAGACUGUAUAGCCGUGAAGAAAGUUUAAAAUUCUGGACAUAGGCUGUUGUUUAAUUCUGACCACUACUGUAUUAAUAGAAUUUGGAUGAAGAUCCCUUAUGAAUAUACUGUCUAGUUCCUUUUUCUUGUCGAUCUUUUUGAUAAGGGCUAAUAGAUGUACAUUACUGUUUACAGAUUUGUGAAAGAUGAUAAAUAUUCAACUUAAUCUUAUGAAAGGAAUUCAUGUCCCUAUUUGCUGCCAGGUAUUUGCAAGAGAAACAUGGAUUCCAAAAGGAAGCAUACACCAUUCAUACCCACUGAAAAAGAUCACUGUAAAACGCUGCCCACAUGUUCACAAACUGAUACACAUAAUCAGUCUCAAACACAGCCUCCAUGGUUUUUUGGGUUUUUUUUUUUUUAGCUUUCAAGGAGGUUCCAUUACGUGGGAAAUUUUCCCAGCCCAGAAUACUUUUUCUUGACAUACCUCUUAUGCCACAUAGUGCUGUCAUGCUAUGGUUUAAUAGAUAUUCAUUAUCAUAAGGAGUAGAUCUUAUGUCCAAUAGACUAGGAGUUAGUGGGAGAUUGUUUUCCAUUCCAUGGCUUGAUUCCUCAUGUAAUAUCAUUAUAGAAUUUUAAUUGUAGGGAAAAAAUUGCACUGAAACCCAGUCAUUUUCUGUGCUUCUUUGUAGCUACUUUUGCUUUUUUAAGUCUAGUCCUGUUUGCAGUGUGAAUUAAUACCUGUGCUAUUUCUGUGUGACACUAACAGCAUGUUACUCCUGUUUUGGUUUUAAUUUAAAUUCUGUCUCAGGAAAACUUGGUAAUUAUUUGUUCAGAACAAAAGUGCACAAUCAGCACAUAGAAGAUGUAUAAAAAAAAAGAAGACAUUUUCUUAAAAUUAUUUGAGAAAAGUUGUGUAUUACAAAUGUCAAACUCCAUGUAACAAACCCUGCUCUUUUUUCUUUGCCUCAUAGACAUAGCAGUGAAACUUUAUGAAGAGCAUCAGCAUUGGUUGUACAUGGGGGCUUCUAGUCAAUAUCAGCUGUUUCAUGAGAAUGUAUUCCUUCAAACAUUAGCUUAUAUGCUGUCAUCAUUUUCAGUCCCUAACAUUAUUACCCUCAUCUGCUUGAAGUUUUGAAGGUCUGCUUAAAACACCGUAAAUAAAUUAAGCAUUCCACUAGACAUCAUUUAGAUUUUACUUAAAACAAGACUUCUGGCAAUAUAUGUUAGAAAUGUGCACAACUCAAGCACAACGUGAGUAUGGACUUCAAAAUAGUGUGUGUGUAUGUAUGUUUUUCAACCCAGAAAUGGGUGGCUAGCAUCUCGUCCAUCAUUUUAUUUUUCUCCUUCUCUCUCUUCCUUUCUUUAUUUACAUGUGUACAUGUUGUGUGUGUGGGAGUGUGUGAGAGAGUGAAAGAAAAGAGCAUAUGUGCCUGCACAUUUACACACCUUGUGAAAUUAAAUAUGGAAAUAUAUCUCUCGUUUUACUGUCAGUAUCUGUUAGCACCUAUAUAAAAUAGAAACACGUUAAUAACUUGUAUACUCUUGAUGCACACCAAAAACCUUUUUCUUUGAGAUCUUCAGCAGGAAUGUCUUGAGUAAUUUCCUUAAAUAAGAUUGUCUUACAUUGUAAAAUGAAAAUGUAAAGUGAAUUAAAAACAGCCAUACUCCUUGGAUCUUCUCAUCUAGGGGCUAUAUUUCAUGGCUUAAAAAUGCUAGCUGCUGGGAUUGUACAUAAAAUGUUACAGAAGUUGCCCACAAAAAAUAUUGAACUGUGUCUAUACUCAUAUUAAAAUGAGAAUGAGAGAGGCUGAGGGUAUGUGUGAAUUCCUUGGAGGGUUGGUACAGUUUGCUUUCAGAAAGAGACCAGUGGUGUCUCGUGAAGUAGACUCAUGAAGAAAGAGCUUAUUGAAAUGCUUUGAAAAGUUACCUGUUGUUACGACUAUACUUCAGGAAUGUCAGUCCUUUACUCCAGAGAAGAAUGACUGCUUGUUUUAAGUGAUAUCAUUUAUGUGCGCUAUGACUUGUGCUGCAGCCUAAUAUGAUAAUGCUUUUUCCAGCUGUGCUGGUGGAUCAACCAAGUCAAAUAAAAUUAAUUUAAUCUAAAACAAGACCUGCAACAAAGAUUUUGUCAGAGGGAUUUUUUUGUUGUUGUUUUUUUUUUUAAUGAGAAACUAGUGAAAGUAGCUUGUAUCAACACAGAGAAAUGUGCUUUACAAAUUCAAGUAUAACUUAUUAAUAAUAUUAAAUCUGAAUCUGCACAGAGCAUUUGUUUUAGCAUCACAAAGGAAAGUCUUAGUUCUUAUUUUGUGUGUGUGUAUUGCAGAUGUCUGGAUACUUUUUUUUUGUUUUUUAUUUGACUUGGUAGAACUGCCUUGAGUUUGAGGUGUUUAAGGCUUGUAGUUUCAGGCUAAAGUAAAAAAUAGUCCUGUUUUCUGCAAGCCCAGUUUUGCAUUGUUUAGUGUAUGCUAGUAAAAGAUUCUAUUUUUAAUCAAUAUUUUGUUAACUGUUAGAAUCAUUGUUUAGAGGGAGUGUGAUCCAGUAUUUUAGAGUAUAUAAUGCCUUUUCCCAAAAAGGAAGAAAAACAACCCAAAACUGCUUAUAUAAUUUUCCCAAGCUGUGAACAAAAUUAUCUCUUGAGUGUUGAUGGUUCUAAAAUAAGUCAGUCUAGAAUUGCAUAAAGUCUGUUAAAAUGUUUCAUCUUUUCAACAGUUCGCUGUUUAAUAGAAGGUAGUGUAGUUAUAACAGAUUUGAUUUUUUUUCUCUUUUCAUUAAGAGUUAGAAUGUGUGCAAAUGUAAAUAGAUCAGCACUUGUAAACAGAUUUCAUGCAAUGAAGGUACCAGGAGAGUUGAUAUUAUGAUUAUGACUAAUUAUUAUUGCAAUGUAUGAGGAAGCAGUAUGAGACAUUACAGAAGAAUGAAAAAAUAAAGUGUGUCUUAUUUAA